CCCCACACCCCCGCUCCCCUUUACCCGGCCAGCAGCGCCGUGGCCGACUCGGUCCCGCGGCCGGUGGUACGGGCGCGCGCGCCGGGGGUCGCGCGGCUGCUGAGAAGGACGAGCACGCGCUGGGAGGGAGUGGAGGCGUAGGGGGGCGGGGGUACGGCUCGAUUGCUCGCAAGAUGGCGGACGAGGACGGGGAAGGGAUUCACCCCUCAGCCCCUCAUCGGAACGGAGGUGGCGGCGGCGGCGGGGGGUCCGGGCUCCACUGCGCCGGGAACGGCGGAGGAGGAGGCGGCGGCCCGCGGGUCGUGCGCAUCGUCAAGUCCGAGUCCGGCUACGGCUUCAACGUGCGGGGCCAAGUGAGCGAGGGCGGGCAACUGCGGAGCAUCAACGGAGAGCUGUACGCGCCGCUGCAGCAUGUGAGCGCCGUGCUGCCCGGGGGGGCGGCCGACCGGGCCGGGGUGCGCAAGGGGGACCGCAUCCUGGAGGUGAACGGCGUGAAUGUUGAGGGGGCGACACACAAGCAGGUGGUGGACCUGAUCCGAGCAGGCGAGAAGGAAUUGAUCUUGACAGUGUUAUCUGUACCUCCUCAUGAGGCGGAUAAUCUAGAUCCCAGUGACGACUCGUUGGGACAAUCAUUUUAUGAUUACACAGAAAAGCAAGCAGUGCCCAUAUCGGUCCCCACAUACAAACAUGUGGAGCAGAAUGGUGAGAAAUUUGUGGUAUACAAUGUUUACAUGGCAGGGAGGCAACUGUGUUCUAAGCGGUACCGGGAGUUUGCCAUCCUACACCAGAACCUGAAGAGAGAGUUUGCCAACUUUACAUUUCCUCGACUUCCAGGAAAGUGGCCAUUCUCAUUAUCAGAACAGCAGUUAGAUGCUCGACGUCGGGGUUUGGAAGAAUAUCUAGAAAAAGUGUGUUCAAUACGAGUCAUUGGUGAGAGUGAUAUCAUGCAGGAAUUCCUGUCAGAAUCAGAUGAGAACUAUAAUGGUGUGUCUGAUGUAGAGCUGAGAGUAGCAUUACCAGAUGGAACAACAGUUACAGUCAGAGUUAAAAAGAACAGUACUACAGACCAAGUAUAUCAGGCUAUUGCAGCAAAGGUUGGCAUGGACAGUACGACAGUGAAUUACUUUGCCUUAUUUGAAGUGAUCAAUCAUUCCUUUGUACGUAAGCUGGCUCCUAAUGAAUUUCCUCAUAAACUCUACGUCCAGAAUUAUACAUCAGCUGUGCCAGGAACCUGCCUGACCAUUCGAAAGUGGCUUUUUACUACAGAAGAAGAAAUCCUCUUAAAUGAUAAUGACCUUGCUGUUACCUAUUUCUUUCAUCAGGCUGUCGAUGAUGUGAAGAAAGGUUACAUCAAAGCAGAGGAAAAGUCUUACCAAUUACAGAAACUAUACGAACAAAGGAAAAUGGUCAUGUACCUCAACAUGCUAAGAACUUGUGAGGGCUACAAUGAAAUUAUUUUCCCCCACUGUGCCUGUGACUCCAGGAGGAAGGGGCACGUUAUCACAGCCAUCAGCAUCACGCACUUUAAGCUGCAUGCCUGCACUGAAGAAGGACAGCCAGAAAACCAAGUAAUAGCGUUUGAAUGGGAUGAGAUGCAGCGAUGGGAUACGGAUGAAGAAGGCAUGGCAUUCUGUUUUGAAUAUGCACGAGCAGAGAAGAAGCCCCGAUGGGUUAAAAUCUUCACACCAUAUUUCAAUUACAUGCAUGAAUGCUUCGAGAGGGUGUUCUGCGAGCUCAAGUGGAGAAAAGAGAACAUUUUCCAGAUGGCAAGGUCACAGCAGAGGGAUGUAGCCACCUAGCCUUCCCUUAUCCCCUUCCCUUCUCGUCCCCUUCCUCUUAUCCUUUUCGUCUCCCAUGUCAGACAGAGUAACCAUUAACACAAAAGAAGAGAAAAAGGAAAAAAGUCAUUAUAUUCAAAAGCCCUAAACUAAAUGUUAUUAAUAACUCCCUCUGAAUUUAAUGUAUCUGGAAUUGAGCUGGUAGAGAACAAUAAUAGAUUGGUCAGUACCAGAAAUCCACUGAGUUAAGACAGGAAAAGAAAUAAGCCCAACCAACUCGCCAAAGGUAUCUUUAUCCUUUCACCUGGGCCUCAUAUCAACAGACUCUCCUUGUACUAUAUUUUUAAAACUGGAACUAUGAACUUCAUCCAUUUGCACUGUUCAGACAUAUAUAUGUAUGUAUGUAAAAAAAUUAUAUAUACACAAAUUAGCUGCACGUAUAUACAUAUAUAUAUAUUUCUUUUAAAAUUUCAUAUUGAUGGCAGUACCUUUUUUAGCUUGUGUUUUUACACACCUUUCACUAGAAUUCAUGACCUCUCUCUUGCUCUCUUUAUUUUGAAACAAACUUUAAAAAGGAAAAAAAAAAUUACAGGGAAAAUACCUCUCCUCGUGAAGGACUCGAAAAGUUUACAACCUGCUUGGGUUUUUUCCCCCCCUUUUUUGUAUCGAGUACAGUUUCUGGCUCAUGGGUUGCCAUAGAGUCUGAGGAGCAAGGAGCAUAGUGUCUUUAUCUUCUAAGAAGGUGCUGGGGAGGAGAAAGAGGUGUGUUUUUCUACGACAGCAAGGCUACAGAUCUGCAGGGAGAGUCUAAAAACUUGAUGUGAUCUCUUCAUUCCAGGGCAGUUUUCCUGGUCCAUGUCUCUCCCAUUCAUGGCUUUUAAGCCCAUUCUGCAUCUCUUUUCUGCUUCCCUAGGGCAAUUCAUAUGCUUUCCCUUAACUAGCCCAGAGCAGAGUUGAGCAUGGACUCAGGAAGUUGAUGCCACAGGAACCUGAAAUCCAACCUUCUCUGCAGCAGGGAGGGUAUCAGUGACCAGAGGUGAAGCAGAUACCUUAGGCAUGAAGGUUGGACUUACAGAGGGAAAAGGAAGGAAGUGAUGCCACAUGUACAAAGGUUUUACCUGCUCCAUUCCUUCUGAAAAUGACCCAUAACUGUUACAUUCUUUGUAACUUCCUUAAGCAGCAGUGUUGGGGAGGGAUCUGACAAUAUCUUCAAGGCCUUAAGGGAAAGUUGGAAUGGGUCUGUGGUCUGUGCCAAUACCAUGGCCUCUCUAAGCCAGCUAAGAACCCAGGAAGGCAUGGUAUUAUGGUAGCUUUGGGUUGGAUCACCACCUUUUACUUCCACCUUGGAAGGAAAACCUUUUUGUCCCUCUAGGUUCCUCAUCUGAUUUUGCAGUUAGACCUUUUGAGACUUAAGAGCUAGAUCCCAGGAUUGGAAGCCAGGGCUGAUAAGCAGGGUAACAGUCUCAGCUCUAUACUCUAUCCUGAGCUCUAUACUAUUGAGUGAGAAACACUAAGUCAGGUUCAGAUGCAACUGAAACACAUCUUUGAGUCUUCUUCGUUUCCCCCUCUUCUUUACCUUCCAAAUAAAAACCUCCACAGGAUGACAUCCUCUGCUUUGUCUGCCAGGGAAGUAGUCAGAAUUGGUUGUAGUCAGCUGCACUGAGCAGUAUGGGGCGAUUUGAAGUUUCUCUUUUGUAACUUGUUUUUACUGAUCAUUGUGAGGUCACUUUUCCUUCCCUCUCACCCUGUUAUCCUGGCAGCCACUUGCCCCAGGGAGGUGUGGAUGUAUACAGGAUAUCAUGUCUUCCUCCCCUUCUCCAAACCCAGGUGGAAUCAGGGUACAAAACAUAAGAAUGCUGAAUGUUUUAAGUUGCAGAGGGUACUCAAUGAUCUGAAGGCUUUAAUAUAGAAUUGAUUCCUUUUGGCUUAAAUGAAUUUAAUAAAGAGCCAACGGACCCUAAAAGAAGAUAUGUUUAUUUCCACUUCAAGAUGCUGAAGAGGCUUUUGACACCAGCUUUGUUUAAACUGUAAAAAUAGCAGCAAUGCACCCCUACUUCCUCAUAGUGGGAAAGGAAUGAACAAACCGAGAGUCUGUUUGUCAGCCUGAAUGCUGACCUCCCAUUGAGACAGGGAUUUGGAGGUCCCUCAGAGUGGGCAGAUAGUGCCAUGUUCCCUUUCUGACUAGCAUUCACUUGGUUCUGUGGAGGUUGGGUGGAGGGCCUCACAGAUAGUUAGCCUGUUGGCAAAAUCUGUUGGCCUAUACUUAGGGCUGUCUAAAAACAAAGCACCCAGCUGCAGCAAGCAGGUGGGAAGGAGGGAGGCCUUUGGAUGGCACUUUAUCUUUCACGCACAUCAGGCCUCCAGUGAUGGAGGCAGAGGUCACUGUGGCUGUGGAGGUCCAUAGGAUUGAACCCUUCUUUGCAUGAAGCAGUGUUAGGUGUGACUCUACUUCCCCCUUCCCCUGCACUUCCUUUCUCUAAUCCCUGCUAUUUCUCUUAGCCCUGGCUUCUGCCCAGGGAGGUGUCUACCCAGUCUUUUUUUGCAAUUUGUCUCUGGGAAAUGGGAUUCCCCCUCCCCCAGCUUCACCCCAGCCGAACCACAGGAUCUUCCUGGUUUCCCUCCUUACUGGGUUGCUCCUCUGGGGCAAAAACUCAGAGCUUUUUAUGGAACAGCAGAAAUUGUAGGCCCUGAGAAACCUGUCCCUGUAGAAAAGUUCCCUUGGGCCAUGCUUUGAGCUUCUGCUCUUUAUAUUUUUAUUCUAUUCUCCAUUUUUCUGCCCUCCCCUUGCCCUAGGCCUAAGCUCAGCACAGGUACAGAUACGUGUGUGCUCAGGGCAGCUCCUAAGCCUGGACAGAGCUCUCAGGGAGGAAUUAGCUAAAUAUUCCAACAUCCUCAUGCCUGGCCCAUUUAGUUCUUUAGUUACCCAGGCCAGUAGCUUUGGGUUAUCCCCUUUUGAAGCUCCAGACCCAGUGCUUGGAACAGCAAAAUAGGGCACUGACAGGAGGUGACACUUUCUCUCUCAUCUCAGAAUUUGCCAACUUGUAGGCCUAGCUCCUUAGAGGCAGUUUUCUUGAAAGGAACUGUGUGCUAGCUGACCUGAAGUCUCCAGACGUGGAGGACCACUGUGCUCUCCCUCCCUCUACAUCACGCUGUCUGGCUGGACUGGCUCAGCAGUAGACCUGAGCACACUACUGCUCCUUUACCAGCCUCACUGGAUCACACUGGCUUCCUUUGAUGGGGGUUGAUGUGACUGAACACUCAGAGAAGGAAGUGAGGAGAACACAGGCAGGGGAGUGCUUCUGUAGCCCUCCAUCUUCUAGUUUUAACUGCUGUCUUCCUUUUCCCCUAAACCUGAGCACAUCAUGCCAGUCCUCUUUCAUAGCAAGACAGCAGCAACUCACUCCUCAGCAAUAAUCCAGGGUGUGUGGGAGCUUAGGGCUGUGGGGAGGAACAGAACCAAACAGGGGAGUGACAUGGGGUGGGGGGUACUUGGCCAACUGCUAAACUUGGACACCAAUUUUAUUUUAUGCCCAUUUUAAGCUGGUGAGCUGGGCUUCGGUUUUUCCCAGGCCAUGCACACUUUUAAUUUAUUUGAGAGAAACUCUAAUUGUAUUUUCACUGCAGUAUCUUGUAUUUUUUAUUUGUGAUUUAAGAAAUGUGAAGAGAAAAUACACAGACACAUAAUGGCUAACAGUGUUUCUUUCAUUCCUUGUUCUAGAGCUAACCACUCUAAAAUUGUUUGGUAAUGUCACUUAGUGUAAUUAAUUGUAACAUAUUCUUUUAAAUAAAUUGAUUUAUUGAUGAAACAAU
Molecule: messenger RNA, 5588 nt
Organism: Sciurus carolinensis (gray squirrel)
Lineage: Eukaryota; Metazoa; Chordata; Mammalia; Rodentia; Sciuridae
Gene: Snx27
Product: sorting nexin 27
Exons: 12
Coding region: 174-1799 (541 amino acids)
Biological process (GO): signal transduction; intracellular protein transport
Cellular component (GO): early endosome
Molecular function (GO): protein binding; phosphatidylinositol-3-phosphate binding
Source: RefSeq, a predicted model, not a curated record